This is a messenger RNA of Anopheles moucheti, 1769 nucleotides long. Its product is annotated as vesicular integral-membrane protein VIP36. Gene Ontology annotation, cellular component: endoplasmic reticulum membrane; Golgi membrane; COPII-coated ER to Golgi transport vesicle. Bases 47 to 1042 code for a protein of 331 amino acids. Gene Ontology annotation, biological process: Golgi organization; endoplasmic reticulum to Golgi vesicle-mediated transport; endoplasmic reticulum organization. NCBI's taxonomy places the organism in Eukaryota, Metazoa, Arthropoda, Insecta, Diptera, Culicidae. Gene Ontology annotation, molecular function: D-mannose binding. The transcript has 3 exons. The record is from RefSeq and is a predicted model, not a curated record.
CACAUAUAUUCCAUUCAUCUCGAGUACCACCGAACAAAACAUACAGAUGGACGUAAAGAUUAGCGCCAACAGUAGAACAGCAUGCAUUGCUCAUGGGUUCCUGCUGCUGCUUCUAGUUCGACACAGCACGCAACAGGGCGAUUUCAAUGAUUACAUGAAACGAGAGCAUUCCCUUUUUAAACCGUAUCAAGGAUCGGGCAUGACAAUACCGUACUGGGAUUUCAUAGGCACCACAUUUGUCACGAACUCCUACGUCCGGCUGACGCCAGAUCUGCAAUCGAAGAAUGGAGCAAUUUGGAAUCAUGUGCCUUGCACAUCGAUUAAUUGGGAAAUGCAGGUGAACUUCAAGGUGCACGGUAAAGGUAAAGAUCUUUACGGUGACGGCUUUGCGUUCUGGUACGCUCGCGAUCGACUUCAAUCGGGCGCAGUAUUCGGCAGCAAGGACAAUUUUAUGGGUUUGGCCAUCAUUCUGGAUACGUACAGUAAUCACAAUGGUCCCCAUAAUCAUCAACACCCGUACAUUAGCGCCAUGGUGAACAAUGGUAGUCUGUCGUAUGAUCACGAUCGUGAUGGUACACACACACAGGUGGCAGGCUGUGAAGCAAAGUUCCGAAACGUGGAGUUCGACACGCAGAUCAGCAUACGGUAUGAAAACGACGUACUGACCGUAUUUACCGAUUUGGAGAACAAGGCGACAUGGAAGGAAUGUUUCCGGGUGGAAGGUAUUAAACUGCCCACCGGAUACUUUUUCGGUGCAUCAGCCACAACCGGUGAUUUAUCCGAUAACCACGAUAUUAUUUCGAUCAAGUUUUACGAACUAGAAGCACCGUCACUACUUGCGGAAGAUCGUCGUCAGAUCGUUCCUUCGGCGGCCAGCUUUGAAGCACCGCGCGAACAUAAAGACGACCCAAAACCGGGCAUGUCGAAUGUAAAAAUAUUCUUCCUGAUUCUUCUAUCGAUGCUGAUUGUCGUGGUACUAGUAGUGAUCGGAAUUAUGUUUUACCAGAAACAUCAAGAGAACGCUCGCAAGCGAUUCUACUAAAUGGUGAACCUUUCGCUUCGUGGUUCUAUAUACCGAGUAUGGUUCGAAUCUAAUCCCUUCUCGAAAACCAACCGUAACUGAAUCACACGGUACAAGUGAUGAAUACGCAACAAGUACCAAACGAAUAGGGAUUUUUAGCGAAAUCCUUGUACACACAUCUCAAUAGAACGAUACAACUUGUGAGGAAUUAAUUUACAAAAAACGGACUAGCAGAAAUGGACCAUCGUUAGUUAGGAAGCGCUUGCAUGUAACAAAAACGAACAAACAUAACUAUCCUAAAGCACUACUCCCAUUACUACUCUUCAUCACCAUGACUGCAAGGGAAGGCAUAUCUCUUCUGUUGUAAAUCUUUUUUUUUCGCCACCCAACAAUGGUCAUUCAUGGAAUAUGCUACAAGCCAAUCUUUAGGUUAAUCUCGCACGGAUAAAUUGCAACAUACGAACAAAUUCCCAGACGCUGUAAGGAAUAACCUUCUUCGUAAUCGUAAACCUUCCAUGGGUGGACAGCAUCAGGUAUAGUGGAUUUCAUUAGGUCCCGGUUGAAUUGGAUGUACGAAUUACAUGGUGGAUUUCAGUUUAUAUAUGAUAUUUAGCCUGUGUUCCUACUAAAGCACAGAAUUUGUGGUUUUAUGGGUAAGGAAGUGUGUGUAGAUGAAAAUUGUCCAUUGCGAUAAAUCGAAUGACGAAUACAGUAUGAGUGAAAGACAAAAUCCUAGUACCAUUCCUAA